This is a messenger RNA of Clonostachys rhizophaga, 999 nucleotides long. NCBI's taxonomy places the organism in Eukaryota, Fungi, Ascomycota, Sordariomycetes, Hypocreales, Bionectriaceae. The record is from the annotation of a GenBank genome assembly.
AUGGGUUGGUUUUGGGCAGAUACAACACCCGCCGUUGCGCAGCCCCCGAGUGGCCACCCUCCUAUCGGUGGAGAUCGCGAACCACCCCGAGGAUGCCCUAUGCACCAGAAAUCGGCCGAUGCUCUCAAAUUCACCGACAAGGAAUCGGCCAAGUCUCCUAGCAACUCUGCGUCCGCCUGUCCGGUACCACACACCCAGAGCGCACCCAACUCUGCUUGCCCUGUGAAGCACGACUCCAGCAACAACGAGGACAAGCCUAAAGGAAUUCUGUCUCAACUGAACCCCCUUAACUACAUGUUCCCCGACCUUUCGCAAAAGCCUGCGCCAAACCAGGAAUUUAACCUUCCUACCUCCCGAGAGGAAUCAACCAUUCCCAAGGGAUCUGGUGAUGGCAACUGGGAGUACCCUUCUCCGCAACAAAUGUACAACGCUCUCUUGCGCAAGGGAUACUCCGAUACUGAUAUCACUGCUGUCGAGUCAAUGGUCUCAGUUCACAACUUUCUCAACGAGGGCGCAUGGCAGGAAAUCCUUGGGUGGGAGCAACGAUUCGGGCGGGGUCUAUACAGAGGAUGGCAGCUCUGCAAGCGUGGCGAAGAACACACUGGGGAAGAAGUUGAUCGUCACUGGGACGGAAAGGAUGUUGAGCCCACCCUCAUCCGAUUCCAGGGCCGACCCAAGGAUAUGACCCCCAAGGCUACAAUGUUGCAAGUGCUGGGAUGGAUUUACCCCUCUAAGUUUGGUUCUGAGCCUCCAUUCGAUCGACAUGACUGGUUCGUUUCCAGAACCGUUAACGGACAGCCGCAAGAGAUAAGAUAUGUCAUUGACUACUACUCUGGCGAGCCCGAACCUACAGGCGAACCCGUUUUCUUCCUCGACGUGCGACCUGCGGCAACUAUGCAAGGUAGUGCCGAACGAAUCAUCCGCUGGGGCAGUGACGUGUGGUGGAAGGCCAUUGGAGGCGAUAAACGCGAGCAGGAUCCUCAGUCCUUGGUUCGCUAG